Messenger RNA from Dreissena polymorpha, 9096 nucleotides. Its product is annotated as deleted in malignant brain tumors 1 protein-like. Lineage: Eukaryota; Metazoa; Mollusca; Bivalvia; Myida; Dreissenidae. The record is from RefSeq and is a predicted model, not a curated record. The transcript is spliced from 44 exons. Bases 18 to 8420 code for a protein of 2800 amino acids. Gene Ontology annotation, cellular component: membrane.
GGGGCUAUGACAACACGAUGGGCCGCGUAGAGGUGUCGCGUAACGGAAGUGUCUGGGGCACGGUCUGCGAAAACCUCUGGACGGACAAAGAGGCGCAGGUUGUCUGUAGGCAGCUAGGAUACAAGUGGGGAGCGGUGAGUGAACAGAACGUAUUAAGGACUUUCAAACAAAGUUUAAUGCUUAUACUUAUAGAGAGUUUCAAACACUGCCACUUACAAACGAGCUCGCUGUCACUUCAGUCUUUCACGGGUCCCGGAGCUGCGUUUGGCGAGGGAUACGGCGAGAUCUUUCUGGACAACGUGCAGUGCACGGGCACCGAGAAAAACCUCGGCGAGUGUCAGCACAACGGCUGGGGGAACAACAACUGUCGUCACUACGAAGACGCCGGUGUCGCCUGCUACAACAGCUCAGUAAAAUUGAAAUCCAGAGGGAGGACUGAUGUGGGGACAGUAGAAAUACGUACAAAUGAUGGCUGGGUGGAGGUGUGCGACCAGGACUGGGGCACAACGGAAGCACAGGUGGUGUGCCGAGAGAUGGGAUACACCAGCGGUAUUAGCAAAUGCUGCUCUACCCUUGGUGUGGACCAGUCCAUGUCAGGACCCAACAAGGCGUACACGCAUUUCACUUGCAAGGGAAUGGAGACCAAUCUGCUGGACUGCCCCCAUGUGACAUUGAAGACCAAGUGCGCACCUGAACAUCGCGCAUCUGCUAUUUGUUAUCAUCAGCCAUUGGCUGCAGUUGAUAGAUCUUUUGCUGUACGUCUGGACAAUGGUUCAGACACCAACCGUUACUGGGGAGAGGUAAAUGUGCGUCACGACGGUGUGUGGGGACAGGUGUGCGCCAUGGGAGACAACUGGAACGACAAGGCAGCCACUGUUGUGUGCAAACAACUGAAAUUCAAAGCUGGGAAGGCGUACGGGACAGUCAAUGAAACGCUGACACUACACUGGAUAAUGGACAUGAACUGCACUGGGUCAGAGUCCAGCCUCCAGGAAUGUGCCAAGCCACCCUGGGGAAAGCCCUCUCGUUCGUGUAAACCGGCGUAUGCUCUGUGCUAUAACAAAGAGGUGUCCGUGCACCUAAGAGGGGGUGGAGACUACUACGGGCGUGUAGAGAUCACCAAUGAUGGUCACACGGGCACCAUUUGUGACAAGGCCUGGUCCUUCAGUGAAGCCAGGGUCGUCUGCAAACAGCUCGGGUAUGCUGACGGGGACCCUGUUACAGGCUCUUUCUAUGGAAAAGGGACUGGCCCUGUGAUGAUGAAUGGUAUGGGUUGCUAUGGUUACGAGUCCAACAUCGUCCACUGCAGAAACAAGGGUUGGAUGUCAUAUCAGGGGACUUCCUGUGACGCCCAUUACAACGAUGCCUCAAUAAUGGAGGAAGACUGGUCGGUGUUGUGCGGCGAAGGAUUCGGCAACAAGGAGGCUCAGAGAGUUUGCUACGAACUCGGCUUUCAGAAUGGAAAAGCGCUCGCAAUGGGUUCGUUUGGUAAAUUUUACGGAAAGUAUGUUCGCCCAAACGUGACAUGUGUUGGAAAUGAGUCCAGCAUUCUCAACUGCACAUAUGACAAGUUCCGCGCUUGCCAGAAAGACGCUUUUCUUGGAUAUGCUGUUGUGUUAUGUUUUAAUGGAACACUGAAUAAGGAGCCUAAGCUGAAGUUAGUGGGCAGUGAAGGUACGGACAUGGCCAACCAGACAGGCCGUGUGGUGAUCCAGCAGUACGGGAUCUGGGGCCGCGUGUGUCCCAACGCCUGGGAUGACAAGGACGCUGACGUCGUGUGUCGACACCUCGGCUAUGGUCCCUACAUGAUGGGGAUGGUUGGUUGUCAUGGUAAUGAGUCUACACUGUUUGACUGCCCUGUGAGUCCCGGACUGUGUGACAUUCAGAUUUUCUCUGGGGAUGCAGGCGUGCUGUGCUACACUGUCAAGAAGCCAGCGUUGCGCCUGGUUGGUUUAGCCAACACAGGUAACCUGGAGAUCAUACUGGACACCUUCACAGGCACCAUCUGUGACUUUGGCUGGUCCCACUACGAUGCCAGUGUUGCCUGCAAACAGCUGGGCUUCCAGGAUGGGGAACCAAGAAGUUCCUUCUUCUCAUCGACGGGGACAACGGUUGUCAUGUCAUCAAUGGAUUGCUAUGGAGGAGAGAGCUCAAUAUUCAUGUGUCAAAACCCCGGCUGGCAGACAAACAUCAACGAAAAAUGCUAUGAGGCAAACAGAAUUGCUGGUGUCUUCUGCUACAACCAUGUACGUAUAUCCGGUGGGCAAGCUGACGAGAACACAACAGCAGGAAAAGUGGAGAUGUAUCACCAUGGAAACUGGGUCACAGUUUGCGCCGACGGUUUUAACGCCACUGAUGCCAGCCUGGUGUGCAGAGAGCUGGGUUUUCCCAACAGCAAGGCUCUUGUACCAGCAAUCUACAUCUUGCCCUUUGAAUCUUUCCCUGCAACGGUGGCAAUCAAGAAACAUGGGAUGAAUGGCACAAUUUGUGCGGAAGGUUGGGAUAACAAAGACGCUGAUGUUUUGUGUCGACAGCUUGGAUAUUCUGGGGGAGGCGUGUCAUUUGGACCACAGUACUCAGGCUCCAGUACACCUAUCUGGAUGACCACUGUGAAUUGCUACGGUAAUGAAACACGUAUCCAAGACUGCCGUUUUCUGGAAACCCCCACUAGUGGCUGCCUGUCUAAAAACAUGGCAGCUAGGGUGUAUUGUUAUGAGGGCCCAGGAUUCGAAGUGAGGCUAGUGAAUGGAAGUGCGCCGUCAAACGGUCGGGUAGAAGUUUCAUACGGUGGAACAUGGGGCACAAUAUGUGACUCGUACUGGUCAGAUAGCAAUGCUAGGGUGGUCUGUCGUCAGCUUGGUUUCCUAGAUGGUGUGGCACAAGCAAACUCCUACUAUGGAGCUGGGAUGGGUCCAUCAUGGCUUUACUACGUACAAUGUGAUGGGGAUGAGAAGUCAAUAUGGUCCUGCACAAAUAGCGGCUUUAAUGUGAGCCACACUCCAUGUCGCAAUCACCAACAUGACGCCAGCGUGUAUUGUACUGAUAGAGACGGCUUUGAUGACCUUGCAGCCAAGGUCGUAUGCAUGUCGGCAGGAUUCCAAAAUGGAAUCAGCGUUUGUUGUUCUGCCUUCGGAGAAAUGAAGUAUGACAUUGGUUACCGCAACGUCCGAUGCAUUGGAAACGAAAUGUCCAUACUGGACUGCAGCUAUGUGGACGAUAAUACUGGCUGCUCUAGCGGGAAGUAUGCUUCUGUGGCUUGUUCUGAUCUACCUGCCAAUGGAGAAUAUUCACUCAAACUAAAAAGAUACAACCGCGGGACUAUUUCCAUCCGCUAUUUCGACAUCUGGGGCUACAUAUGCGCUGAUGGUUUUGAUGAUGCAGAGGCCACUGUCAUUUGCAGAGAGAUGGGCUUCCAGGGUGGAUUCUCCUACUUUGAAGUGAAAUAUGAUAGCUCAAAAACACUUGGCAUACCCUGGCUGACCAACGUGAAUUGUACAGGUCAGGAAGGGUCUCUGAUUCGAUGUGGCAACAUUCGAUGGGGCUCGGUAGACCAGUGCAAGUCCGGGCUGGAGCCUGCAGUGUUCUGCUACCAGAACUCAGGUUUUAAUAUUAGUCUACAAAAUGGCACCAAUCACAUGAAUGGAAGAAUUCAGUUCACUGUCGACGAUCAAGUGGGUUCUUUCUGUGGAUGGUUUGAUGAUGGUUAUGCUAAAGUAGUAUGUCGUCAGUUAAACUUUACGUCUGGUCGUGCGCUCGACAAGGGGACGUUCGGCUCUCAGGUUGUUGGUCUGCAUAUUUCCACCCUGAAAUGCGAUGGAAGCGAGCUGCGACUGUUGGGGACCAGUGACUUGAACUAUGGAAUUCUAGAGCUGUAUAUUAAUGGUCAAUGGAAGGCUGUAUGUGAUGCGGAUUUCACUGAGUCUACAGCGCGUGUUGCAUGUCGACAGCUCGGAUACAAGGAUGGGCGCUUCCAACCAGGUUCGGUCCUUGGUCCCAAUGAGAGCGAUGGGAUCUACAUUACUGACUUGAGAUGUAACGGCGAUGAGGCAUCCCUAGACCAGUGCAAGUAUCUAAUCGGAGAGUGUCAUACUAGCAACUACGUCACCAUCUACUGUAACGAGUCCAUCAUUGAAGAGAAAAGCACAUUUGAUAUACGUAUAUCCUCCGGUCUGUACUAUGGGUCACUAGAGGUCAACAAGUAUGGCUUCUGGGAGCCGAUAUGCCCGCAUGGCUGGUCUAACAUCACAGCGCGGGCCGCCUGCAGGCAGCUCAAGUACAUCGGGGGAGUCGCGUACAACGACAGGAGUCGGCAAGAGGCACCAAUGGUACUCGGAAACUUUAAAUGCAGCGGGGAUGAGAACUCUGCUCAUAAUCUCAGUGAUUGCUCGUACAGCAAGUUCAAUGAGAAUAUCGGCUGCCGAUACUCUAUUCAGAAUAGCUUCUUGAGGCCCACUGCAGGCGUCCUGUGUACUAACCAUGCAGGGGGAUUUCAAUUCCGUCAGGAUGAAGAGGGCCGUGUUCAGAUCAUGUUUAAUGGAUUGUGGGGGCGGGUCUGCAACAGCAGGUGGAGUAACAAGGAGGCGGGCGUGUUCUGUCGUCAGCAAGGUUACAUCCAUGGCAUCACCAAGACUUUCAGUUCCCGUAAUAGUGGUCGUGUCUGGAUGAACUACAUCGCCUGCACUGGGAAUGAAAAUACCAUACUGGAGUGUACCUAUACGUGGACGCCUGGUUACUCAAAUUGCAAAGACGCUGGUGUAACUUGUCUGAAAUCAGUGAUGCUGACUAGGGGAGACUACAAGUCCCACGGUGCUGUAGAGGUGAACAUCAACAACCACUGGGGCCUCGUGUGCAACAAGGACUGGGACCAGAAAGACGUCGAUGUUGUGUGCAGACAGCUUGGUUUUGAGACUGGAUUGCCCAUACACAAUGCCCCGUAUGGCUACAUAAAUUCCCCUGGGACCAUGGCAGCGGUUCAGUGCAAUGGCAACGAGAAAAAGAUUACUGACUGCCCACACAAUACUCCGUAUGUCUCUAUGUGCUCCAUGGAUUAUGCAGCCGCAGCCUGUUUCAAUCGCUCCACUUUGGAAAAAUACAGUGUGCCCUCCUUCUCCAUCGCUGGUAACCGGUCCUUAGGUGUUGUUGAGGUAUCCUACCUGAACAUCACGGGGCGUGUCUGCUCUGACGACUGGGGCGACAUAGAUGCCACAGUCCUCUGCAAGCAGUUAGGAUUCUACUAUGGUCAGGCCUACAGCCACUACAAAUGGAGCACAGGUAGGGGAGAAAACGCCCCAUUCUGGACAUCACAGGUCAAUUGUUCCGGAAAGGAGACAUCCUUUGACCUUUGUCCGAUGGUCAAGUACGGUCAAGUGAAGGACUGUCUCAGUCGUCAUUAUGCUGGCGUCUUGUGCUACCAGAAAUAUGGUGUUGACAUCCGUAUAAUGGGUGGCGGAAAUGAGUAUGGGCGUGUUGAGAUAUCUGUGGAUGGGGUCUGGGGAACAGUAUGCAAUCGAUACUGGGACUUUAAUGAUGCCAAGGUCCUGUGUCGCUCCCUUGGCUACAAAACCGGGUACCCGCUUUAUACAGGAAAGUUUGGCACACCUCCUGAUAAGAUUUAUGCGGCUAACUUGCACUGUAAUGGUUCGGAAGAUUCGCUACGUAAAUGUUUACACGAGGGAUUUGAACCUUCCCCCACCGAUUCUAACUGUGAUCACUCGAAGGAUGCGGCAGUGUAUUGCUACAAUUCAGAAAACCUUGGUUCUGGUGUUGGCAAGCACAUCACCAAUGGACCUGUUCUCUACUUUGACUCUACAAGAAAUGUGUGGGAGGCAGUGCGUGAUAAAGGAUUCAAUGACAAUAGUGCCACGCUGGUCUGCAAAGAACUGGGCUUUGAUACAGGGCGUGCAAUCCUGAGCUCUGCCUUUGGCACGAUACACGAAGAAAUCUUUGACAACAACACGAUAUCAUGCUCGGAAGACGCCACCUCUUUAGACCAGUGUCUCAUGGCCGGGCAGUGUAUUCAGUCGGAUUCCUAUGCCUCCGUGGCCUGCUACAUGAACUCUGACCUGCCUCUUACUGAGGACUACAGCUACUCGAUUGAGAAAGGUUCUGCUGGGGACUAUUCUGGUGUGGUUUCCGUGCGUCACUACGGACUGUUUGGAAAGAUCUGCUCAGAGGGAUGGGAUGAUAUUGACGCAUCGGUAUUUUGUCGCAAUUUGACCUACCAGCAUGGUAUUGCCUUCCCGCAGGCAGACAAUGAUUUCUCUCCCUUGAUGGGACGUGGUCCGUACUGGAUGAGUGAUGUCAAAUGUACAGGUCACGAACCGUCCCUAAACAACUGCGUAUUCAAAGAGCGACUAGACGAGAAAAAUUGCUCAAGCCGAAUGCAUGCAGCUGUCCUAUGUUACAAUGAGAAUGGAAUUGACUACCGAAUAGUAAACGACAAGAAUCCAAAGGUCACGUCAGAGGGACGCGUAGAAAUAUCGAUCAACAAAGUUUGGGGAACAGUCUGUGAUGCAUCCUGGGACGACUAUGACGCCAGGGUUUUCUGCCGCCAGCAGAAUUUCCAUGAUGGAUACGCCAUCAAGGGAGGCUAUUUUGGUGAGAGCAAGGUCAGCCCAAUCUGGAUGAGCCAUCUCAAGUGUGCAGGCACUGAAGCAAGUCUCGACAAGUGCCCACACCGUGAGUUCAACAGCGGAAUAGUGGACGGGUCGCUGGGAUGGUGGAAGUGUAAAUCACACAAGGACGAUGCUGGAGUGCUGUGUGUUAACGAUUUGAAACUGAGUGGCGAGUACAACUCUUCCAUGGGCGCGGUUCUGGUGUACCACAACAAUGACUGGUAUGCAGUCUGUGAUGACAGCUUCAACUCACUUGAUGCCCGGGUCGUUUGUCGGUCCCUAGGCUUCAUUGAUGGGAAUGUCAGUCCCGGCUCAGCUUUCGGGAAUGUCUCUAGCCCUAUUGGCGUGCAUUCAGUGCAGUGUAAGGGCGGUGAAAACGUUUUCAAAAAAUGUUUCAUGGAGUUUAGCAGUUCCUGCCCAUCAGGAAAAUAUGCAUCCGUAUAUUGCAGCCAAGAGAAUAUCGUUGAUAAAGGUUUCCAGGUGCGUAUCAACCCUGAUUAUGGGAAGUCCAUGCACAGUUUCCAUGGUUACGUGGAGGUGAACGUGGACGGGGUUUGGGGCUCUGUGUGUAACCGAAACUGGACUGACAAGAACGCUUUUAUUGCCUGCAGGCAGAUGGGCUAUGCAGGUGGAUACGCCUACAGACCUCCGAAGAACAUUUCUAACGUGAUCCUGAUGGACAAUGUGGGUUGUCAUGGUAACGAGACCUCGCUCCUCAACUGUACAUACAACAAGUGGGAGGCCACCACAGGCUGUGAUUUCUAUGCCGAGCGUGCAGGGGUGUUUUGCCUCAGUGACACAAAUGGCCUCAAGUACCGGCUAGGCAGUGGUGAGACUAAACACGGCCUGGUUGAGAUCAUGUACAACGGGGUCUGGGGCUCCAUUUGCGACUGGCUCUGGGACUCUCGGGACGCGCGCGUCUUCUGCCGAAGCAUUGGCUUCGAGGACGGGCUGGAGGUCGUGGGCUCUAGAUACGGGCAGGUGGAGGGGCCGCUCUGGUUUACGCGGGUCAGCUGUGACGGUUACGAGGAAAGCCUGCUGCAGUGUCGCCAUACAGGCUUCAACAGCUCCAGCGAGAUGGAGGGGGUCUUCGCGGGCCUGUGCAGAAAUAGGUCUUAUGAUGCAUCCGCUAGAUGCUUUGAUAAAAAGCUAGAGUUGACGUAUGUGCGUCUUGUAAACAUUGAGGGAGACCCAACAUAUGGCCGCGUGGAGGUGUAUCUAGCAGGCGCGGAGGAAUGGGGCACAGUCUGCGAUGAUUACUGGGACGAUGUGGACGCCACUGUCGUCUGUCAGUCUCUCGGAUUUGGAGUAGGACACGGCGUUAAGGGAGCCCAUUUUGGCAGAGGCAUGGGUCCUGUGUGGUUGGACAAUGUGCGCUGCACGGGGAACGAGACUCACAUCCGGCAGUGUCCUCACAACAGCUUUGCCGUGCAGAAUUGUAACCACGGCGAAGACGCCGGAGUCUACUGCAAAGGUAACUACACCGGUGUUCUUCCAAUCACCGUGGGCCCAGAGGGAGUUGGUCGCACAGAGGUUACGGAUAAUGGUUUGGUUAAGGAAGAACUUCGUCGCUCAGAGGCGGAACAAAGUGGCUCCGGUGUUAUCAUAGGGGUGACGGUCACCAUCAUUGCUGUACUCAUAGCGGUCAUCGUCGUCGGUGGCGUGAUCAUAUACCGCCGGACCCGACCGAAAGGGGAGAUCAAAAAAGUGCUAGUACACAACGACGCAAACGACCCUAAUCCCGUGGUUAACCGGUCGGGGGCAGAUGGUCGUGUAACUCUAUCAAAACUUAAGGCCCAUUUCUAGAAGUCCAAUUUGAACAGUGAGAUUGAGGACUCUGGGGCGUCGGCAAAUACGUCGGCGGGAGUUGCCAACCAUGUGUAUGUGGAUGAUAGAAAUCAAGGGAUAAUUAUGGAGGAAGCAUCCAUUGAGCAGCCCACUCAUGCCGGAUAUGACAUUUAAUGAAAUUUUUGUUAACUUUGAAUAUCUCGGCAGCUGUAAUUAUGUGCAGAUGUGUUUUCUGCGGCAGCGACAUAAUAGUGGUUAGUUUCACUCUGGAACCAAUAUUUUUGGACGCUUAGACCAAGUAUCUUAUUUCUUGAUCGUGAGUGCUUGCUUACUGAACUAUUUUUGUCUGGGUCUUUGGAGUUAAUAAUUAACUUGCCGCUUAGUAGGUGUGAUGCGCAUUGUGUGGUUCUGUGCAUGGAUAUUUGUAAUUUAACACUUGAAAUUUAGCAGAUAGUUAUAUACUACACAUAUCUACAACGAACAUAAACUAUCCCAUGAUUUUUGUACUUAAUUUUAUGAGGUUUUAUAAAUACUUAUGGCAUUCACCAAACGUGCACAAAAUAAAUGUUAUACACUAGCAUGUCUUUAGGUGUAGUGAAAGUACGUAAGUAUGCUAUUUUGACUGAGGUUGUACAGUUGAUACGUAUGUAUAUACACUUAUAAUAAUUGCUUGUAAUUUAAUAUAGUAUGACGA